CACGAUCAUCAACAUGUUUUGACUUGUCCGUAAAUAUCGGAAGGCAGGUUGUUUUAUUUUUUUAUUUUGGAAAAUUAAGUUGUAGCUGACAGCAGCCAAUUGUCAUUUGCUAAAAGAUUUGAAUUGGAGGUGGUCGUGCGUGAAUUGUUAUUAAUCGAGAUUCGUUAUAUCCUCACAUUGUACUGCCCUGUUAAAUUAUUAAUUCUUAAUUGUUAAUACUUUUAAGUGACUGUGUUGUGUUUUGGUUGGUGUUUGUACCACAGCUGUUUGUUUGUUUUGCAAGAAGAAAAAUAAAAAAUGACACAGGCACUAGCGGCGCUGGCCGCUGUGUGCCUGUGCCUGGCUGGAGGGGAGGCGCAGCCCACUGGUUGCGGCCUCGGCCACCACUACUGCCCCGAAGGUUUCUACUGCGAGCCCGAUCUGCUUUACUGCCGCAAGUGCCUGCGUUGCGAGGAUUUGAAGCGGGAAUCGCUGCCCUCACAGUCUUCCUGCAUCAAAUCUGUCUCUGAUUGCGGACCUUGCUACAAAGGAUUGGUGAUAGACCACCGUGGCGACGUUGACUCGCCAUGUGUGCCGCGCGGCGAGCAGGGUGCCGGCGCAAGCGCGGGCGAGGCGGAGGGCUUCCCAGUGUACGGUUGGGUGCUGGUGACGCUGCUUUGCCUGCUUCUCUUGCUGCUGUUCGGCGGCAUCGUGUGGUACGUGCUCAAGCACCCCGAUACGCUGAAGAUUCUCGCCUCCACCAGCACGUCGAUGCAGUCUCGAUGCGAGCGCAGCGUGGUGCCUGCGAGCGCGCCGGAGCAACCGCCGCCCUACAACGCGCUCUACACCGCCGUGCAGCCCGCGCCCCCCGCGCCCCCCGCGCCCAUCCUCGUGCCCGGCCCCGUCUACUCUCCCGCGCCUGAACAUGCUACCGCACAUGACAACGACUACCAGCCUACUGAUGAAGAAUGUUCGUCACCUUUCAUAAAGCAGUCGUCGCCGGAUCGAGAGUGGUCUGCGCGCGAGUCUGCGGGCAGCCAGGCGGCGCGCAUCUACAAUAACCCCGCCUACGUGCGCCGCGCCCCCCUCCCCAACCGUUACGAGAAUGGUGGCGAGGGUCCGAAGGGCCCUUCGGAAGCCGACCUCGACGAGGACACGAUGGAGAGCACAUGGACGCCGGCGCAGCCUUCGCCCUCCGCACACUCCAACGACAACAGCAGUUCAUCGUCGGGCGGCGAGGUGGUGCUGGGGGCGGGACUGGGGGCGGGGCCGGGCGUGUCCGGGGUCGGGGCGGGCAGCAGCGGGGGCGGCGCAGACCUGCCCGCCCUGCUCGCCGCCGCAAAGGGCACCGCGCUCAUCCGCACGCCCUACGCCAGACAGGAUCCUAACAACAAUGGUAAUCGCGGUAACGGGGAGCCGUCGUUCGAGGGUGGCAGCGGCGGCGCUCAGCACGGCUCCUCUUUCAUCAUCAACGUGGUGCAAACCAUCAGCGCCGUGCAACAGCGCGGCGAUGGCGCUCAUUGACCCUAACUGAGACACCGCGGCACUCAACACGGUAACAUCACGUCGACUUCACGCUAGCGCCACGCCGACGUCGCGCUAAUCUUUACUAACGUCGCACUAGCGCUUCGCUGACGUUGCGUUGAGUAGCUACGACGUUUUGCUAACGUCGCGCUAACAUCGCACUAACGUCAUAGCCUCGCUCAGCAAUACCGUACUUGCUCAAUUUUUACUUAUAACGAGAUUUUUUUAGCGUAUAUUGUGGCAAGGAUUUUAGCUAUUUGAUGGUGUUAUGCUUUAGUUUAAUUCCUCGUCCACUGUAUUGAUGGGGAUAAUUAAGAAUUUUUUUUUAUGCAAUCGAGAGAUUGGUUUAGAAAAUUUACUUUGAAUAAUAAAGAAAUUGGUCUUUGUUCUAUUUUCAUUCGGAAAAUUAAAG
Messenger RNA from Papilio machaon (common yellow swallowtail), 1915 nucleotides. RefSeq lists its product as uncharacterized. The record is from RefSeq and is a predicted model, not a curated record. Bases 298 to 1503 code for a protein of 401 amino acids. The transcript has 8 exons. NCBI's taxonomy places the organism in Eukaryota, Metazoa, Arthropoda, Insecta, Lepidoptera, Papilionidae.